Molecule: messenger RNA, 1149 nt
Organism: Phytophthora infestans T30-4
Lineage: Eukaryota; Oomycota; Peronosporomycetes; Peronosporales; Peronosporaceae
Exons: 10
Coding region: 1-1149 (382 amino acids)
Source: RefSeq, a predicted model, not a curated record
AUGGCGCCGAGCCACAGCAAGCGAGCGCGAAGCGAAAGCUCUAGCUCUAGCGUGUCUAAUUUUGAACCAAAGAGCAGCAGCAACGAUGAGUCUAGCUCGUGCCCCAAGUCGCAACAAGGCGAAGGAAUCCGACCAAUGCAAAACUUUCGUGGCUGUGAUUGUAAAGCACAGAUUAUUGCAACGCUGAAGCGCAUCAAGGUUGCGGAGAACCAGUUUGGAUUUGCUGUUUACGUCACAGAGCAGCACACGACGCCCACUCAUCCAUUAAACGGAGACGCUUGGAGGGCGUAUGCUGAGAACCGACGUGUCGAGGACCUGGAAAUUAUCGAGAUGGUUCGAAAGUUUGUUGCAUUGGACUCUAAGUUUGACAACACUGGUAUGCAAGUUAACAUGCAGUUGUACGCAGCUCUUGAAGCAUUUCUAGGCAUCAUCGAGGCAUCGGGUGUACCGCUCAUUAGCGAAGCACCGUGGACGACAAUGAAAGGGUUCCAGAAACGCAGCCAACCAAACCUGACGAAUCCAGGCAAAAGCCUGUGGCCGAAAGUUAAGGUGAACGGCCGACCAAAGACGACAAAGGCCACCCGAGCGUGGUAUCCUAAGCAAGCAAAGCCGUCUACGCCAAAAACCAUUUCGCUGGAGUACGAGAGCUCUGAAGAAUCCGACAACUGCAUGACCCCUGAGCAGUACAAACCUGGACCAAUGUCAUUUGAACUCGUUUGUGAUGCUCCAUACGAACUCUUCACGUACAAUGGACUGGUGAAGUUAGCGACCAAAGCUGUGACGUCGUACAAAAAGGCGCUGGAACGGGAGGCAAAGGAAUUGGCAAAAACUACUAAGAUGGAGACGAAGACCUCGCUAGACAAGCACAUCGAUCUGUCUUCUGAGAGUGGCCUAGUUGUCAAAUUUUACCCGAGCCUUGAUGAGAACGCGACGCAUCGACCAACCUACUCAUUUUUAUCCAAGACAUGCAAGUCGUAUCUUGCACCGCUUCUAAGGGAAAAGUAUGCAGACUACACAAUCAAGAAAGCCGACAAUAUCCGCCAAGAAGACGGGCAUAAUUGUGGAGUCAUCGUCAAACACUACAUGGAAAGCUACAUCAGCACCCGCAUCGUGACGAAUCCAAAUCAAAUUUUGCUCCAGAGUCUGUAG